AUGAAAAAAUGUGAUGUUUUGAAAUCGGUGAUGUUUGAGAAGACUUCGGACCCGACCCGACCCGACCCUGCCAUGUCCGCCAUUGCUACUGCUGCUCUGACUCUCCCCAUAUCAUUAUCCCGUUCAAACAAGUUUAACAGCAAAAGGUGUGUAAAGGGAGGCUUUGGAGUGUUUGCCAUAAUUGGUGAGGAAAGUGGAUUAGUCGCGAGGAGAAGUUCUUGGACGACACUUUUUGAUGUGGCAGACCCACGUUCUAAUGCCCCGCAGUAUAAAGGCAAGUUUAUUGAUGUGAACCAGGCUUUAGAGUUAGCUAGAUAUGACUUACAAUAUUGUGAUUGGAGGGCUCGGCAAGAUGUUCUCACGAUUAUGCUUCUGCACGAAAAGGUAGUGGAAGUAUUAAACCCUCUUGCUCGUGAGUUCAAAUCGAUUGGAACUCUUAAAAAGGAACUUGCGGAGUUACAGGAGGAACUAGCACGAGCACAUAAUCAGGUACAUAUAUCGGAAGCAAGAGUAUCGACUGCUUUGGAAAAGCUAGCUUAUAUGGAAACACUUGUUAAUGAUAAAAUAAUGCGAGACCAAAAAACAACAGAAACUCCUGAUAAGAUGAAGAGCAAAAAGCCCAGGAAAAACCUCAACGUGUCGGGACCGGUACAACCUUACAAUGACCGUCUGAAAAAUUUUUGGUACCCUGUAGCUUUUUCCUCAGACUUGAAAGACAACAACACAAUGGUCUUGAACGAGGACUUAAGGCUCGUAUUAGGCCAACAAGAACGCAUGCUAAAUGGCGCUAAUGUAUGGAAUUGGCCCGUUUCGUAUGAUAAGCUUGGAGUAAGAUAUAGGCUGUGGAGAGACUUUGUCGAGAAUGGAGAGUCAAAAUGA
Striga asiatica is the source of this 879-nucleotide messenger RNA. The record is from the annotation of a GenBank genome assembly. Lineage: Eukaryota; Viridiplantae; Streptophyta; Magnoliopsida; Lamiales; Orobanchaceae.